Messenger RNA from Lactuca virosa, 790 nucleotides. The record is from the annotation of a GenBank genome assembly. Lineage: Eukaryota; Viridiplantae; Streptophyta; Magnoliopsida; Asterales; Asteraceae.
AGCUAAGCCUAACACCCCUUAAAUGACUAGUAUUCCCCCAACUACCCCAACCCUAAUCAAUACGUUCUUCUCUUCUCGUUCUUUUCUUUUCUUCUCGUUCUUGUCCGCUCCACCUCGUUCUUCUCGCUUUCGUUCAUCAUCGACCUCCCAGUCGCCGCCGAUCCCUCCAAAGCUGUCGACGAUCCUCCACCAAGCCGACGAUCUUCUCUGCCGGCGUCUCCUUUCUCCCUCUCCGACCAGCCCUCACUCCCCCAGCUCUGACCUCUCCCUCUCUGACCUUUGCCUGGUAAAGGGAUUUCAAAAUUUUAGCUCUAAUUGGAAGAGAUUUUAUAACAAAAUGCCUUCUCUUCAAACAGCACUACCUCCUGAACUUGCCAACAAUGCCAUUAGGCUGUAUCGUGAAUGUCUACGUAGAGCAAAGUACGUUGGUCAUAAGCAACAUAACACGGAGCUUGUUGUUCAAAUGGUGAGGCAGCAAUUCAGAAAACACAUGCAUGAAACAGACCCAGAGAGGAUUCAAAAGCUCAAAGACGAUGCAGCAAGAGGACUUAUAAAUCACAUAUUAUAUGAGGCAGAGGAGUUGACAGGCAGGAAAUUCAGCUAGCUAGCUUUAGCUACCUCAACAUCGCCAUAAUUCAUCUUAAAGUCUCAAAAAGAUACUGAUUUUGACUUGACUUUUCAUGGGUCAAAUCUUUAUUCAAUAAUUUCACUUGAAACUUCAAUUUUAUCAAGUUUUGUUGUAACAUCCCCAAAUUUCGAGCCAAUUUAAAACUUUUGGAUUCAUUUGAAA